Molecule: messenger RNA, 1346 nt
Organism: Copidosoma floridanum
Lineage: Eukaryota; Metazoa; Arthropoda; Insecta; Hymenoptera; Encyrtidae
Product: zinc finger protein 277
Source: RefSeq, a predicted model, not a curated record
AAGAUCUAAAAAAAUGAGUGUGGCAAACAUGCCACCUGAGUACGGUAAAUCGCAAUUUUACGAUAUUAAUGAUGAGCCCUGCGACGUAGCUUGUUUAUUGUGUGAAUCCUCUUUUAUUUUACCUACCGACGAAAACGACUUUCUCUUACAUUUGUUCAAUGAACAUCGUCUCGUGAUUGGGGAUGUUGACAAAAUUGCUAGUUUAAAAAGCUAUGUUCGUUAUUGGAAAAUUAAAUUUAAAGGACAACUGUUAACUACAUAUUGUACAACAUUUUACAUGGAUAAAAAAGAUGUAACCCCGAAAAACACUACGAAUCAAGAUGAAUUUUAUUUUUUACUAUCAGAUUGUUUAAUGGAGGAUAAGACUCUCAGAUAUGAAUUGAAACAAGCUAAAUUGGAGUGGGUUUUGGCACAACAAGUUCAAGAGAGAUCUGAUACCACAUUCAAGAGAGGCUGCAUGUUUUGCAGAACAGAGUUUUCAGGCUCGCGUAUAGAAUAUGUAACACAUCUCUAUCAAAAACACAAUAUUUUGCUUGGAAAACCAGAAAAUUUGGUUUUUAUCGACGAGUACCUUGACAGAAUAGAGAAUAACAUAGAAAAUUUCAUAUGUAUAUAUUGUGAAAAAACGUUUAAAAAUCGUCCUGUGUUGAAAGAACACAUGCGAAAAAAAUUGCACAAACAAGUUAAUCCUAAUAAUAAAACUUAUGACAAAUACUAUGUAUCUAACUAUUCGUUGGAUGUUACUCACAAAGUAAAACGAAAACCUACAAGACCUGAGCCUAUUGUAGAGACAGAAAAUUCUUCUGCAUUCAGUAGUGAAAAUGAAGAUGAAGACUGGUCAGAUUGGAAUAAUGAAAGCAUUGACAUUAAUUGUUUAUUUUGUACACAGAGUUGGCACGGUUUUUCCGAGUUGUUGGAACACAUGAUUGAUCAACACAAGUUUGACUUCAUUGAUAUAAGUGCGCAAUUUACAUUUUAUCAAAAAGUCAAGAUGGUGAAUUAUAUAAGAAAACAAGUUCAUGCUAACAGAUGUAUUUAUUGUGACACAAAAGCGGAAGACAUUAAUUUACACAUGGGAAAUGAAAAUCAUUACAAAUUACCAGCAAUCGAAACGUGGGAUCAACCAGAGUUCUAUUUCCCAAUGUUUGAAAGUGAUUCGUUCUUGUAUAAUUUGGAUACAGAUGACAGUGAUAGCGAUAACUAACGAUGCUUAUUUUGAUGUCUUUUAAAGAUGGUUGUUGUAUAUAAUCUUUUCUAUGAAAAACGUGAGCAAAUAAUAAUAAUCAAAUUGAAAAUUAUGUAAUUAAUACAUUUUAUUUAAAACUCUGAUUUGUUGCUUUAUUUUG